GGGCUACCUGGGUGUCACAGGAAAGGCCACCAAGCCGGUAGUCCGCCUCGAUGGAACAAUUCCCCGACAAUUCUGUCUUUCAUUUAUACUAUUAAGCUUCAAUCUUGUUUUAUUCUUAUCUCACUUUCGCUGUCUCCAUAUCUUCUUGGCUCUGCCUUGUAUGAUGUAUUAUCACGUGAUAUUACUGGUAUGGAUCCCUUCGACCAGAUCCAGGGAAUUUUUUCUUCAAUCAGAAGAGCUCUGGGCUCUGGGCCGAGUGUGACUCCGGAAGAUGCUGCUGCUGGAGGCCAGAGAUUCAGGGGGGCGAAUCAGUCUUCUAGAUUGGAUCCGUCAUGCAUAAGUACCCAACGGGAGCAUAGGGCCUUUUUAUGCUAUACACAGCCUGUAACUCUCCCCAACUGGCAGUAUGAUAACAACAACAAUAAUAAUAAAUCCCGCAGUAGCAUCUUUACUGUGGUUACCAGCUUACUCCGUCCAGGACAGAAAACCUUGGGCUGGUCUUCUCACAUGAGCACGAGACAAUGGCAUUGAAUGUGGAUAUUCUGCGCUUUCUUCUCUCCCUGAAACAGCAAGUCAGUCCAACACGGGACAAGGACGGCGGAAAAAGAAAAUCAAAAAAAGGCCGUUUUGGAAGUCUCCACGUGCCUGCCAUUGGAAUCCACACAGGAAGCAAAGGCGUGUGUCGUAUGCAAGGGUGUGAGACAUGCAUGUCAUCAGUCAAAUCAAGUUCCCGCCAUGUCUGCGAUGAACAGGGUAGACGGAUCUCGCAACACCCGUCAUGGCUGUCUGAAAAUAGUAUGAUUCCCUCCCAGCAGCUUGUAGGAAUUAUAGA
This is a messenger RNA of Monascus purpureus, 832 nucleotides long. Lineage: Eukaryota; Fungi; Ascomycota; Eurotiomycetes; Eurotiales; Aspergillaceae. The record is from the annotation of a GenBank genome assembly.